Molecule: messenger RNA, 1600 nt
Organism: Musa acuminata AAA Group (dessert banana)
Lineage: Eukaryota; Viridiplantae; Streptophyta; Magnoliopsida; Zingiberales; Musaceae
Exons: 2
Coding region: 260-1435 (391 amino acids)
Source: RefSeq, a predicted model, not a curated record
GCACCGUGGUUGCUUUCAUGGAUGUAGCUUCCAGACUUUGACCACGGAAGGCCUCAUUAAAAUCACCUCUGUACUGUUCUCCCUCUCUCUCUCUCUCUCUCUCUCCUUUUCCCUCCUCCAUGAGCCAGCACUGAGGAAACAGCAAGAACUCUUUUAGGUGUCUUUGUCUUGCAGAGGAACAGAGUUGCUAAAUAGGAGAAGAGAAAUACUAUUAGGACCGGUGGAGAAGACGAGUGCUUGGUUACAUAGGAAAGCCAACAUGCUGAGGCAGGUAUCCAGUAGGAACCACAGAGCAAAAGGGGGAUUCAAGGCGAAGAAUGCUCUCCAGAUAAGCAUGUUGGUUGCUGUUUGUGUCUGGUUGCUUUACCAGAUGAAGCACUCCCAUGAUCGGAGGAAGGCCUACGAGGAAAGGUUCGGAGCUGACGAGGCGCGGUCUGAGAUCGCUAGCUUUGGCAGGAAGGACCUCCUCCCACGCACAGUCGAGGCGGAUUCUGUGCCUGAUACCAGAGCGAAAGAGGCCUUGGACCGAGAUGUCAAGCAUGAUGAGCAUCCAGCUGAGGAGGCUGAGCACAAGGAGCAUACCGCUCACGGAGUAGACAAAGAUGAAAAGAAAACGGGUGCGUUAGAGGAUCAAGAACACGAAGAGCAGUCUCAUGAGGCUCGAGAAAAAAGCUUUAAAGCCGAUGACGCGGCCAGUGAGGUAAUCCACAGUGACAGUCAACACGUAGAACACGAAGAACUAACUCAGGAGGCACGGGAAAGAAGCUUCACAGCUGAUGAUGCUUCUAGCGCUGUUGAUCAUUUUGUUCCGGUUAGAGAACCUGAAUCUGGAAUUGGACUGUUUGAUUCAUCCAAAGGAACUCAUUCGAGUGUGGCUCGUGAGGACAACUCGACUGUGCCUGACGUUAAGGUGACCACAAGCACAACCGGUGAAGCUGAUGAUGGCGUGGAUGACCAAACCGAAUUAGAAACUGCAGAUCGCAUAUUCAAUGAGACAAAACCGCAGACGCAUUCAGCAAAUGGAUCCGAUGAUCGAACAGAAUUGGAGUUGGGAUCAACAUAUUCGUCGAAGAAACAAACCGAUGUCCGGAAGAAUCAUACUGCAGAGACUCCGAAAAACCAAACCACGAUGGAUGUUAUGGCUCUACGGCAUCCAACCAAUUCGCAUCCACUUCAAGAUCAACUUCCAUGGAAAAAGAAGUCCGAGACAGAGAAUGCAGUGAUCGUCGACAGCGAGCCACAUCGAACUGCCCAAACAGAGGAACCGGAGGGGAGCACCAUCCAAGGUGGGAACAAGCGGGUACUUCCACGAGAACCCAGGGACUCCAACCUGCAUGGUAUUGCUUCAGUGGAAGAAAGAGAUGGGCGUCGCGAUCGCACCAGUUCACGGAAGAUCCAGCACAAAGUAGAGACCGGUAAAGAGGAAGUUGUGUAGUGAUCGGUGAGGCUCUUGAUUGGGUUUUAGUUUUAGUCCAAGCAAUAGCCAUGUUGUCCUUGUUUUUGAUUCAGCAAGCCAUGGAAGCAAACAUUUCUCCAUUUGCUCCGUGGCAAACUCAGAUGUCCUUGACAUAUACACACACUUGUUGUGCUAUUUCCAAUA